AUGAACCCUUGGAGGUCCUCCUUUCUGAGUGCUGAGCUGAUAUUCUUUGCAGUGACAGCCACAGGAUCACUCAUUAAGCCCCAGGAGGGCAGUGUUGCUGGAGGAACAUGGAUUACUAUUAACCUGGAUGGCUCAACAUCCCACCAGCUGGAACGUGUCUCUUCAUCCAUUGUGUCACAGCUGGAAGUGUCCCUGGUGAAUCCAGAUCUGCCCAGGUUGCCGUGUGAUGUCCCUCCUCUGUAUUUUGACUUACCUAUUGUAAGAUGCAGAACAAGAUCUUCACCCCAGGAAGCUUUGUACUUUGUGGAGGUGAUCUUUAAAGGACAUGUGGUUAACAACCUGACUGGAGUGGAGAAAGAAAAUUACACUUUCAAGUUCUCUGCUGUGCAGACACCUGUGGUUUACCAAAUUAUUCCACCAUCUGGCAUCCCAGGAAAUUUAAUAGAGAUUUAUGGGAAGACAAUUGCUGGAAGAUAUGAGACCCUGGACUUCAAUGUGGAUUAUAUUGAUGGGCCAGCUAUCCUUGUGGCAGAAGGAGAUGGAUGGACCAGUCUUUGCUCCUUUGCUGACAGGAGAGCUGGAAGCAUUUACCCUAUUCAGGUAGAAGACGGACUGGGGACGUUGCAGUGCCGGGUGGAAGGAAACCAUAUAGGGUCCCACAAUGUUAGCUUCUCCGUGUUUAACAAAGGAAAGUCAGCAGUACACAAAGAUGCUUGGCUCAUCAGUGCCAAGCAGGAGCUUUUCUUGUAUCAAACACAUUCAGAAAUAACCUCUGUGUCCCCAGCUGGUGGGAGUCUCGGAGGAGGCACCGACCUCACUGUCACAGGAGAUUUCUUUGAGGAGCCAGUGCAGGUCACUGCUGCAGGUGUCCCCUGUAAAGUCAAGCAUGUCUCUCCCCAUCAAAUCAGAUGCACCACUGAGCCUGCUGGCAAGGGCAGGAGGUUGGGUUCCCCUCAGCCAGGAAACAGAGGGCUUCUCUUUGAAGUCUGGGAUGAUGCCUCUGAUCUGACAGAAGCAGGUCCUGGAUAUAGAUGGCAGUUUGUACCUAAUGCCAGUUCCCCAGUAAGAUUCCUGUCUGGGGCAAAGAAGUCCUUCAGCUCCAGGCUUCGUGGAUAUUUUGUGGCUCCUCAGACAAACAAUUACACCUUCUGGAUUCAAGCAGAUGGUCAGGCAUCUCUUUUCUUAAGUUCAUCCCAAGAUCCAGAACAUAAGGUGAAAAUAGCUUCUCUCCCCGCUGGUAAUUCAGAGUGGUCUGAGAACUGGGUGAGGGGCUGGAGUGAGCCUUGGCAGCCAAAAUCCCAGAAGUUUGAGCUAACUGCUGGCUUGAGGUACUACUUGGAAGCACUGCAUCAUGGAAGGGCACCUAGCAAUGGAAUGAGAGUUGGAGUCCAGAUACAUAACACCUGGCUGAACCCUCAUGUGGUGAACAACUACUACAUUGAGAGACAUGAAAUCCGGGCUCAUGCCUUACAGCUUCCAGAAGUGCAGAUGUUGACUGUGUCUGGUACAGGAUGUUUCAUUGUCUCCUGGAAUAACGUAUCACGCAGAGUGAUCCCCACAAAUGCUACAGCUCACCAGGUGCAAACAGCAAUAGAGGAACUUCUUUCAAUAGAGUGUGAAACUGAGCCAACUUCUGCUAAAAUCCUCUUCCACAGUGGCUUUGAGAAAAAAGAUAUGGAAGAUGUGAUUACCACAGGACACAUUGUCAGUAGAACAGAGCCUUUCUGUGGGAGGUUCAGCAUUCACAGACCAAACCAGCUGGUGAAAACAUCCUCAUUAACUCUAGCAAGAUAUGAUCUUACUGAAUACACACAUGUGUGUUUUGCACAUAAAGGCAACAUGAGAAAUAUCCUUCAUAUCUUGGUGUCCUACACCAACGUCUCUUUAUGCUUAGUGAAGAGGAACCUCACCUGCCUAUGGGAUUUCAAGGAAACUGACUUUAAAAGCUGGACGUUUACCUGCACUGACCUCUGGAAGGUGUGUGUGAACCGCUCUGUGCUUCUCCAGGACCUCCCUGCUAAUUCCCCAGUGUUUGUGCAUCAGAUAGACUUGCUGAGCUCAGACCUGCAAAAUGAAGCCUCUGGGUCAUAUUACCUUGAUGAAGUUGUCAUUGCAGACAGAGCUGUGACAGUUUCUCAGAGGCAUCCCAAACCACCGUGGUUAGGUGGGAGAAUAGUUGAAGCAGUAUCUGUGGUGGGAUCUUCUCCCACUUACAAUGUGUCCUGGAUGGUGUCUGGCUGCAGUGCAAGUCUCCCUCUGCUUUCUCUAAGAGGUGCUUUGCUCUGGAACGGCUCGAAGGAGUAUGGCUACCUCUACGUCUCCACGGAGGAUGUGAGAGUCAGCCUCACUAUUCAAAGACUGCAGAAGUCAUCCCGACCUAUUGGAGGGACCUUCCGCAUCCACGUGGCCAGUACAGUCAUAUCAGGUGUUUCAGUGCACAUUUCCUCUCACCAUCUCCGCAAGCUUUUGCAAGACAACACAGACAGCUCUACAGCCCCGUACUUCAACACCAGGGACUUCAUUGUGACCAAAGACUCAAACUCUUGCUAUGAAAGCAUCUGGACACUGACUUGGAAAACAGAAACUGGGGACUUGCCCAAUGUUAUCAAUGUCUCUGCUGAAAACCUCACUGGUCUGAAGCCAACUGUUUCUAGUCGUGUGGUUUAUGAUGGAGGUGUGUUUAUUGGGCCAAUAUUUGGGGACAUGCUUGCUACCUUCAAUAACAAAACACAGGUGGUGGUGGUGGUGAAUGAUGUCCCUGCAAACUGUUCCGGUUCAUGCUCUUUCCAGUUCAGCCAGGAUCUGACACCCUUAGUCAGUGAUAUUGAGUAUUCAUCAGAUGAUGAGCCCCAGGCCACAGUAGUUAUCAGGGGAGCUGAUUUCACUCCCCUGAUAGGAGUGAAGGAGAAGCCAGCCUUGCAGGUAGAGGUGAACUACUCAACCUGCCAUGUCAUAACGUUGAACCAUACUGAAGUAGUUUGCCAGAUGGAGAGGCUGCCAGUUGGAAUCUACGAGGUGACACUACUGGUGAGACCUUAUGGCUUUGCACUCAAUGGCAGCACAGGAGAAAGCAUUUUCCUCAGGAUUGAGCCAAAGCUGGUAGCUAUCGAACCUCCUACAGCUUCAGAGAUCGGAGGUCUGAGAGUGGCUCUCAGGGGGACCAAUCUGGAAGGAGUGAACUUGGUGUUGUUUGGAUCUCGGCCUUGCCCGAUUCUGGAGGAUGACAGAAAUUCCACAAGAAUUGAAUGUAAAGUGCCCUCUCGGGGGACAGAAGAUGCUGCUGUCCAUGUGACGCUAAUUUCUGAGUACCAGUCAACAACAGUAACAAACUUAUUCCGAUACGAUCCUUCCUUAGACCCUGCUAUUGUAUCACUGAGCAGAAACAGAAGUGGCAUAGCAGGAGGUCAGGAGCUUCAGAUUGGAAUAUCCCAGUUUGCCAGCUACCAGGGGUCAGAUAUCAAGGUCCAAAUUGGAGGCACGUGGCCACAGAUUCAGGCACAGACAGACUAUGGUGUUAAUGUUACUCUUCCAGCUUUGGCUGAGGGAUGGUACAAUGUCUCUGUCAUGAUCAAUGGUAUUGCUGUCACUUCAAACAGGGUUGAGCCGUUAAUCCAGUACCUCUCAGAGAUCUUCAGCAUAGAGCCCUGUUGUGGCUCCUUUCUGGGUGGAACACUGCUCACAAUCUCUGGGAUGGGCUUUAGCCAAAAUCCUGCCCAGGUUUCUGUUUCAAUGAACAGGCAAACCUGUAUGAUUACCUAUUUGGCAGAAGAGAUAAUCUGGUGUCUUACCCCUCCAGCUGCUAAUUUAUCUGAUGAAGAUUCACAAGACAUCUCAGUCACAGUAAAAGUAGUCAUCAACAGUACGUCACUUCAACACACUCUCUCUGCAAAAAGGGAAACCACCUUUAUUUAUCAAAGAGCUUUGACUCCUCUAAUUACUGUUGUUGAAAUGGAAAUCACAGAUAACAUCCUGCUUUUGGGUGUUCAGGGAGUAAACAUCACUGGAUCUGCAGCUAAGCUUGGGCACAGUGAGUGUGAACUUGAAUUUCAACGUGACAAUAAGUCUGCAAUGUUUUAUCAGUGCUCUUUGCCACUGAACAGCCUGGAACCUGGGACUUUCCCCAUUCAGGUGAUCCAGAGGCAGCUAGGAUAUGCUUAUGUGACAGCAAGGCUGCAGACCCUCACAAUUACUCCACGGAUAACCUCCAUAUUCCCGUCACAAGGAUCAGUCUGUGGUGGGACAUUACUCACUAUAUCUGGUCUUGCUUUAAAAUCCAGGAGGAAUUUGGUACAGGUCAGCCUCAAGAGUAAUUAUUCCUGUGAGAUCCAAAACUCUGAUAAUUAUGCCAUUAGUUGUAUUGUGCUUCCAGAAGCCCAUCCUUUGCAUCAUCAGUGGCUGGCUGAGGCAUCUUGGGCUAUUAAUGUCACAGUGACUGUAAAUGGGAUCAACAGUGUUUGCCUUGGAGACUGUACACUCUACCUUCAGGAGCAGUGGACCCCCCUUGUAGAUCUGGUGACCUGGGAGUCUGAUGGGACAUUCACCAAUGUGAUGAUCAAAGGACUGAGGUUAGCAUGGCCAAGUCAUAGUCCCAUGGUACAUGUGAAUAACCAGGCUAUCUGCAAGGUAACCUUCUGGAAUGAGACAAAUAUCAAGUGCCAGACAGACUGCAUUGCCCCAGGAGAGCACAACAUUUCCAUAUCCAACAGGCAAAGUGGGCAAGCUUGCUUCAGGAAGGCAUCUAGUGUUCUCACCAUCCUUCCUCAGGUGUACCAGUUUUACCCACAAAACUUCAGUGCCAAUGGUGGAGGCUUGCUCACCUUAUCAGGCUCGGCUCUGAGAGGAAAGAGAGUGACUACUGUCCUGGUUGAUCAUCACCCUUGCCUCAUUCUCAAUGUCACUUGUGCAGCCAUCCAGUGCACGGUGCCGCCGGGUAAUGGGAGUAGGGCUCUGAGUCUAAGAGUAGACGGCAUUUCCUAUUACCUUGGAAGAAUAAGUUACAGCGAGGAGUUCACCCCAGCUUUCUCUUCACUUGUUGCAACUGGUCUCCUCUUAACAAUGACAGUAUCACGGGUCACCGAACUGGACACCAUCUAUGUAUUUGUUGGAGACUUUGCUUGCAGUGCUGUCACCAUUACUCGCUCUACUUUGCAGUGCUCAGCUCCUCUGCUUCCUGUUGGCAAGUACCAUGUGCUAGGCCUGGAUAUCCCCAGGGGCUGGGCUUCCUCCAACCUGACCUUCACCUCUCAGCUGAUGGUGUCAGCCUUGCAACACAACUGGGGUGGCUUGAAUGGAGGAGCUCUUUAUCUGAGUGGAACUGGGUUUUCCCCAGGGAAGACUUCGGUCACAAUCUGUGGUACCAAGUGUGGACUGUUGGGCAACAUGACAACGACUGAGCUGAGCUGCCUUGCCCCACGUUUACACAAUUCUUUGGCCGUUCUCUGUGGACUGACACAUUCUUCUGCUGACUGCCGAGAAAAAAAAGCCACCUUCAUUGAAUGUGAUGUCCAAGUCACAGUGGGUUCCCAUCACCAGAGUGGAUAUGUGUCUUACCUGUAUGUCUGUGAGGACAGCCCACCUCAGUGGCACCAGAGGUAUAUUAACCCACCUCAGAGGCAUUUUACUGGACUCUUUGCCAGCCCUAAAGUGGAAAGAGAUGAAGUUCUCAUCUAUAAUAGCUCCUGUAACAUUACCAUGGAAACUGAGGCAGAGAUGGAGUGUGAGGGAGCUAAUCAGCCAAUUACCGCCAAGAUUACUGAGAUAUGGAAAAACUGGGGCCAGAACACUCAGCUUGCCCUCCAGUUUUGCGGACGGUGGGAAGAGGAUUCCAGCUGGCCUGCUGGCCACCCGCCGCGAGAUGGCGAUAACGUCACGAUAGAAGGCCGUCGGACGCUGCUGCUGGGAACCACCACCGCCAGCCUCAAUCUGCUGCAUCUCAAAGGUGGCAAACUCUUGUUCAUUGGUCCGGGACCUGUAAAACUACAUGCUCAUUACAUUCUAAUAUCUGAUGGAGGAGAGCUCCAGGUGGGAUCUCCUGAGGCCCCAUUCCAUCACAAAGCACACAUCUAUCUCUACGGAAGCCUCCAUUCCCCAUCAUUAUUUCCAUAUGGGGUCAAAUUCCUGGCAGUGAAGAAUGGGACUCUUUCCCUUCAUGGCUGGAUGCCCAAAGUGGCUUUCACAUACUUAAAAUCAUCAGCUCAUGCUAACGAUACACGAUUAGUACUCCAGGAACCUGUUGACUGGCAAGCUGGUGAUGAAGUCGUGGUGGGAAGGACAGGCCUUGGAGAUGCACAGCAGCAAGAAGAAAUGGCUGUUAUUGAGUCUGUGAACCAUGCCGAGCUGUACCUUAGAUCACCGCUCAGGUACUCCCAUAGCGUUGGAGAAGAAUGGAUGAAUGACCAAGGUCUACCUUUGAGUGCUGUGGUGGCACUGAUUAGCAGAAGGGUUGUUGUUCAAGGAAAUGUCACAAUGGAGAGAAUGUCACACCUCAGACAGUGUGCAAAAGCAAGUGGCUCCAAAUGUCUGUAUGACCGAAGUGAGAGGCAACUGGGGUCUCAGGAUCUGGGGGCCAUCGUGGUUGUGGAGGCAUUCCAGGGAGAGACAAGUCGACUAUGGGUUGAGGGGGUCCAAUUCCUUCACAUGGGCCAAGUGUUUCAGCAGCACUGCAGUGCCCUGACUGUUGCUGGCAACACAGAGAUGGCAGACUCCUACAUCCGUGGCUGUUGUGUUUUGGACUCCUUUGGCCAAGGGCUCCGUCUGACCGGGAUCUCAAACCUUAGCGUGGACAGUAAUGUUUUCUACAACAUUUCAGGCCAUGGUCUUCUCCUGGGAGAGGGACUGGAAGAGGGGAACAGAGUCACUAACAACAUAGUUAUUGGCCUUUCUGGAACUGAUGGUUUAUCUAACAUUGAGACUCUGUCACCAGUGGGGAUCUAUAUCAGAGCUCCUGCCAGCCACAUCAAGGGUAACACAGUGUGUGCCGUUGGGUAUGGCUAUUUCUUUCAUCUCUCCCCCGAGGGACCAUCCAAAAUGCCUCUCCUGUCCUUCAGCAGGAACAUAGCUCAUUCCUGCACAAGGUAUGGGUUGCUGGUGUACCCAGAAUAUAUACCAGACAGUCCAAAUAAACCUGUGUGGUUCAACAACUUCACAGCCUGGAGCAGCCAAGGUGGAGCACAGAUUUUUAGAAGCAGCAACCUUGAACUCCAGCAUUUCUGGAUUUAUGCUUGCGAAGACUUUGGCGUUGAUAUUGUAGAAAGCCUGGGAAACACUUCUAUAGCUAACAGCAUUUUAAUUGGACACAUUGGGCAAAAGGAUAGGACCUGUAUGUUAGCAGGACUAAAAACUCCCAAAAGAUACCAGCUAUUCAUCUCCAACACAACUUUCAGGAAUUUUGAUGCAAAGACCUGCACAGCAAUCAAGACUUGCUCCGGCUGUUACCAAGGGCAGGGUGGGUUUACAGUGAAAGCUGAGCACUUGACCUUCAUCAACUCACCUUUCCAAGUGUCCUUCCCCUUUUCUCACUCAGCCAUCCUUGAGGAUCUCGAUGGCUCUGUCACGGGGCAGAAGGGAAGUCUUCUCCUCCCUUCCACAGAUAUCCUUGAGGUAUCUUGUGCACCCAGUGUUAACCUCAGUCAAGAUUCUGAUGGCAGUGUUUGUGGCAGAGACCUUGUUUUCCACCGUAUGUCUCUUCACUUAAAAAAAGCUCCAGACAUUCCUUAUAAUUUAACGAUGACUGACAGUAGGAAUAAGACAACCACAGUCAAUUAUGUGCCUGAUACUUUAUCAAACCUGUAUGGCUGGAUGGUUCUCCUCUUGGAUAAAGAGACUUACACAUUGACAUUUGGCAACUCCUUGGUCAGCAAACAGCUCCAGUAUUCAGUGACAUUUAGCAACUUCACGACUGGGAGUUACUUGCUGAUGGAACACAAGGAUCUUCCUGCCCAUCCUGAGAUUGUGGUGUCUUGUGGGUCAAGGACUGGACAGCCACUUCAAUUACUGCCUUCUUAUGGACGUGAUAGGAACUGUGACUGGUAUCUUGACAACAGACUGAGGAAGGUAACCUAUUUGGUCACAGGUACUGACUCAAUUCAGGUCACGCUGAAAGAGAAGGAAAGAGUGGCUUUACCUACCCAAGUUUCUUCUGAUGUUGUCUUGAAAUGGUCAAACCCAGAGACAUGGAAUGAUGUGGAAAAAGGCUGGGGUGGAUCCAACUGCAGCAUCCCAGGCCCUGGGGAAGACGUCAUAAUCUUGCCUAAUCGGACCAUCCUGGUGGAUAUAGCUCUCCCCCCUCUGAGAAGCCUCUAUGUCCUGGGGACCCUCCAGUUUCCCAGCAACUCCAGCAACGUUCUGAGUGCAGCCUGCAUCGUGGUGGUGGGGGGUGCACUUAGAGUAGGUUCUUUUGAACAUCCCCUAGAGAAGGAUUUAAAACUGCUGAUCCUUCUUCGGGCAUCUGAAGGGAUUUACUGUGAUCGUCUGGAGGAAAUAAAUGUCCACCCAGGGAGUAUUGGUGUUUAUGGUCAGGUGCAGAUUUAUAGUGCUUAUCCUAAGAAGUCUUGGACACAUUUGGGAACUGAUGCUGUUCCAGGCAAUGAAAGGAUUUUUGUGGAAGAUGAAGUAGAUUGGAAUCAUGAUGGAGAUAUUGUGAUCAGCUCUUCCUCCUAUGAAGCCCACCAAGCUGAAGUAGUCACACUUAAGGAAAUCAGUGGCCGCAGCAUAAGAAUUCAUGAAAACCUUCUGCACAGGCAUAUUGGGCGUUCCCACGACACAGAAGAUGGCAGACGCAUCCCUUUGGCAGCGGAGGUUGGACUUCUUACACGGAAUGUACAGAUCAAGUCUGAUGUGGUUUGUGCUGGGAGGAUGCUGGUGGGACGCUUCACAGACUCCAGUGGGACAGAGUUUGAAGGUGUCCUUCAAGUCUCAAAUAUUGGAUUUUUGAAUUUUGGGCCUCCUCAGCUUUCUGCCAUUGAAUUCGCAAACAUAUCCCAAGGGUCCUCAGUGGUGUCAUCCAGCAUUCAUGGUAGCUGUGGAGUUGGCAUUAAAGCAGUAAUGAGCAACUGGAUCUCAUUGCAUGAUAACACAGUGUUCAACACGGUUGGACCUGGCAUUGAUUUUGAAGGGCAAAAUCAUUCUCUCAUCAGGAACCUUGUUAUUCUGAGCAGACAGCCAGAAGGCUUACUAAACUGGAUUGCGGGCAUCAAGGUGAACCUUGCCAUUGAUGUUUCCCUCUGUGGUAAUGCUGUGGCAGGAUCUGAACGAAUUGGCUUCCAUAUCAGAGGUCAAGAAUGUUUGAUAGGUGGAGAGCAUUGCAGUGAAAACGUGGCUCAUUCAAGUCUCCAUGGUAUUCAUCUGUACUGGGGAGAUGGAUUUCAGACCUGCACUAGAAUCACAGGUUUUAUCUCCUAUAAGAAUUAUGACUAUGGUCUCAUGUUCCACCUUGGAAGUACCGUCAUUGUGGAAAAUGUGAUGCUGGUGGACAACACUGUGGGUCUCAUGCCGAUGGUGUACUGUAUCUAUGCCAAACAAUGCCACACCGGGAAAAGAUUCAUUGAACUUAGAAACUCCAUCAUUGUGGCAACAAGCUCAACUUUUGACUGCAUCAGAGACAGGAUCAAGCCUCGCUCAGCUAAUCUGACAGUCAAGGAUCGACCACCAUACUACCCUCUAAGAGGCCGUGUUGGGAUUUUAUGGCCUACAUUUACCACUGUUCCCAGUCAAAGGCCAGAUAACCCAUGGCAUAAAACUGGGCAUUGUCCAAAAGUGCUGGGGCUCAUGAAGCUGAAAGAAGUCACCUUUACUAGCUUUACAAAGAGCUGCUACAGUGAAGACAGGGAUGUCUGCAUCAUGUCAAAUGUUGACCAUUUAGGCAUCAUGCCUCUUAUCACAGCGGAGACAUCAAGGAUGUUACAUGUCAAUGAGAGGGACAAGUUUUAUUUUCAUCCAGUAAGUGUACAGAUCUCUGAAGACACCAUGUUCCCUGAAAAGAAUUGCAAAGGCUCAAGAAAGGCCCUUUUCAAGGAUUUGGAUGGAAGUGUCCUGGACCUAGAGCCACCUGUUUCUGUUUUUCCAGAGUCAGAAUUUGAAUGGACACAGUUCUAUUUGCAAGCUGGAAUUUACAGAGAUGACAGCAAGUGCAUCUUCAGGCCCUCAAUACAAAGCUACUUCUGCAAACAGACUGAUCAUGCCCUUGUCAUCCUGGAAAACUUGGACCCCAGUAUGGUCAGGCAGAGACUGUUUCCAGUGGUAGCAAUGACUGGCAGCUUUAUGGAUACCUUUAGUGAUAUGACUUCACAUGCUCCAUGUUAUCCCACAGAGCAUCAUUCCACUUUCUUUUCUGUAUUGCCAUCCAACAAAUUCACUACAAUUUGCUUCCCAGACCUAACACCUCUGACUUUUAGACUCUACAUCCUUAGUGGUCAAAACACAACUAGGCUGCCUCUAGCUAUAUUCUACAAGGAACCACUCAGCCUUCGUGUUUUUGUUCGAGGGAAAUAUGUCUCUCCAACCCCAUCUUCUUUUUCACUAAGUGAAGAUGCAGGAGCAAAUUACUUCAGCUUUGAGGACAAUCUUCUUUAUGUCCUCCUCUAUGAGAAAGAACCUGUAGAAAUAGUUGCUAGCCUUUCCCUUCUUGUGGCUUUCACUGUAACUGAGGCUGUCAGGGCAGAGAAUGAGACAAGUAUGAUGCAUCGAUUAGCUGAUUUCUUGAAGAUUGAUCAUGAUCAAGUCAGAGUAGUCCAUCAUGUGCUGGGAGGUGAAAGCAUGUUGGAGGUAAUUUCAGCCAAUGCUGGCAAAAAGAAAUAUCACUGUCCUAAUAUGACAUUUUGCACGGGCUUUCAUAGCAGCUAUGACUCACAGAAAGUGGGGAAAGGACCAAUAAGCAUCCGAGCUCUGCAGCUACCUGAUGUGGCUGGUCCAUCAAGAGUGCUCAUUGUUGAAGUUAGUGACCCACCAGGCCAUCCAAGAAAUGAGCUGACAAGUGACAACUUAAAGAGUUUGGCCAGAACAAUUAUCAACACUCAUCAGACUGGAGAUCUUCAGAGAGACCUUGGCUUGCCAAUUGAUAAUUUAAUGGUGAUUCAAUCUACCUUUUUCUUUCCAGUAGAAGCUGACAGUAGAAAUGGAAGCAGACAACAUCCAGGAGCAUGCCUGUAUGUGAGGCCCUAUAACAUCUCUGUUCAGGUGCAACCCUCAGAUGGAGAAAUCGGGAAGCAGCUUCCUGUACAGCCAAAAAUCAUUUUCCUGGACAGAAAGGGUCAAAGAGUUGACAAACUGGGACCUCCCUCAGAACCUUGGGUUGUAUCACUUCACCUCAAGGGCUCUUCUGAGGCUGUGCUAAAAGGGUUUACCCAAGUACAAGUCAUAAAUGGAUGUGCGAGCUUUUCUGGCCUGGCUAUCUCCAGUUCAGGCACAGACUGGAGACUUGUGUUUACUGUGACAUCGCCUCCAGGGGCUAAGUUCACUGUGCUGUCUCAGCCAUUUACCAUCUUCCCUGUCUCCAUGGGAGUGAAAGCCAGCAUGAUCCUUGUUGUCAUACUGAGUUCAGCAGCAUCUGCAUUCAUCCUUUCUCUUGUGUUCUGCUGGUUCAAGAAGAGCAAAAGCCACAAAACAAGGACUGAACGGGCUGAUGUACCACAGGCCAGUAGCAAGGGAGCUCAUAAAGAAACACAGCCUCAUGCAGCUCACAUCCAGCCUUGCCACAAUCAAGGAGAAAAUAUAAGUGUUGUGCCUGUUGAAGGAGAUACAGAAGGAACUGAAGCAGUGGGCCAUGCUACAGGACAACUGGCAGAGUUGAACCUUCAGACCUGUGAAGCAAAGUCAGUGAGAAUGACAAGCACUGUCCAGUGUAAUAAAAUUAACAGAGACACCUUUCCUUCAGCAAAGAACAGUGACAGUCACCAACAGCUCCCUGGAGGAAUAUCUCUUGGUAACACUCUGGGACUUCAGCAGCCAACUGUCCUGGGAUCCUCCAUCCAGAAGAACAAUCCCCAGCCUUCAUCUGGUUACAACGAGGAAAGAGAGAAGUCUGGAAGUAUGCCCAAACCUCAGAAUGAUGUUGGAGAGCAAGUUGCUAUGGUAGCAGCAGAGGUAUAA
Colius striatus (speckled mousebird) is the source of this 12084-nucleotide messenger RNA. It is a transcript of the gene PKHD1, whose product is annotated as PKHD1 ciliary IPT domain containing fibrocystin/polyductin. Lineage: Eukaryota; Metazoa; Chordata; Aves; Coliiformes; Coliidae. The transcript is spliced from 65 exons. The coding region runs from base 1 to 12084 and encodes 4027 amino acids. The record is from RefSeq and is a predicted model, not a curated record.